Molecule: messenger RNA, 946 nt
Organism: Formica exsecta
Lineage: Eukaryota; Metazoa; Arthropoda; Insecta; Hymenoptera; Formicidae
Product: activating signal cointegrator 1 complex subunit 2 homolog
Exons: 3
Coding region: 31-603 (190 amino acids)
Source: RefSeq, a predicted model, not a curated record
GCCGCCCUCCGGAUAUCGUCGUUCAGCAUCAUGAGAUUCCUCUUUUUGAUCCUCGCCAUAACACCCGCGCUAGGAACGGAAUUCCAAAGCCACAUCCGGGAACGAAGACAAAAUCAUGUACAGCAAGGUAAUUACCGAAAUUACAAUCAAGCGCCGGCGUCGAUCAGGCAGAUAUUGGCGGCUCAGCAGGCUCGCGAUCCGAUCGUACAUCUUCCACCGCAGCCGAUACCGAAUUUGGGACCUAGCAAACCUAUCGAGCCUCAAUACGUAAAUCAGGCCCAGCUGAGUCAGUAUCGGCCGAAAGUACAGAUCGGUCAACAACCUGAGCAGCCGACCUACAAACAGAUUCCCGUAAGACCGGCUCAAUACAAUCCACCGGCCUCCGCCCAACAGCAAUACAAUCCACCACCGGCCCCCGCUCAACAGCAAUACAAUCCGCAAUACCGCACUAAUUACGCGCCGCAGCCACAGCCGCUGCCGCAGCAGCAAGGCGCUCAACCUAAUUAUCAAUAUUCCAGAAAUCUGCCACCGCAACUUCAGCAGCUUGUGCAGCUCCAGCAGAAUUUGCCUAACGCGAUUCCGCAGGGACAACAUCACGGAUAAUUGUCCGUCUCAAGUUAAGGCAUCAAAGCGAUGAUAUCAGUAUAUAUCGUUCCACUUUCAUAAGAUCAUAUCAUUUCUCAUGUAUCCAUUUCAUUCAUUUGUCAUAACAUGUUCGUAAUCAUCGAUAGUGAAACGCAAAAUGCGUGAGGGGUACAUAUUUCGUAGCUGUUAUUCGCAUUCGUAAAUAUUUUUUUAUAAAUGAUAUGUGCCUUAAAUUAUGUUGAGACAGGUAUAUUAAAUAUAAAUUUAAGAUAAAUAUAAAUGUAAUAGUUUUUUUAUCUUAAUAAUUUUAGAAGAGAGUCAAUCUCUGUAAAAAAAAUUAUUUCUCUGUAUCUAAUCUCUA